GAUAUUUAAGAUGCGUCUUGCCACAUACACUCUAGAUUCCCUGGAGUAUACACUUGGUAUAUGCAUAUCAAGUUAGUUAGUUUUUAAGUUUUGUGAUAACAAGUUAAUUGGUGAGAAAAAAUUGUAGCUUUAAGAUGUUAAGUAACUUAUACCCAACGUUUCUUAUCCUUAUCUGCACCAUAGACAUUUCCAGAGAAUUCGGUAAUUUUAACCCGCAAAGAAGACCUCAAGUGAUGGGAGACUUAAUCCCGUUUAGAUCCUUAAGCACGCACAGGAAAAGGAUCCAGGACAAAAUCGUCCUUUACCACAAUUUUUUCAGGACCCAAGUGAGUCCUCCGGCUGCCAACAUGCUAAGGAUGAAAUGGCAUAAAGGUGCAGCGAAAGCCGCGCAAAAAUGGGCUGAUGAGUGCAUGAUGUUGAACCAUGAUAAUACCACUGGGAGGUUUAUAAAAGAGUAUGGUUCUUGUGGACAGAAUAUUUUUAUAGCCUCCCAUAAAGUACCUUGGUUAUUUGCCAUAAAAACCUGGUGGCUGGAAAAGGAUCUGUUCACUUUUGGUACUAAAAACAAUCUAACUUUGGUUGGGCAUUAUACCCAGAUGGUUUGGGCAGCUACCCACGAAGUUGGUUGUGGUGUAACAAAAUGCAAUCAUUUCGGAAAUUUUACAGGAAAAGUUUACUACAACUACGUCUGCAACUAUUGUCCAAUUGGAAAUCGUCCAAAAAGGGUGGGAAAACCUUACAGAAGAGGAAAACCUUGCAACUCCUGCAAAAAACAUUGCCACCAUGGAAAACUGUGUAAAAAUGUUUGCGCGUACGCCGACCAAUGGGCAAAUUGCAGACAAUUAUACAAAUACAGCCCUGGAUGGUUAUGUUAUACCGACACUGCCGAGGGAAGAGACCGGGCUAGAAAUUGCAGCGCUGCUUGCUUUUGUAAAAGAAAAAUUCAUGACUGAAUUCAUGAAGUAUUUAGAAUGUUUUAUAUUAAAAUUUUUAUAGUAGGUAUAGGAAAAACAAAAAUGCCUUGUACAAUAAAGCUUUUAAUAAAAAUAUAUCACAAUAUAAAACAACGGUAUUUAAGUAUAAAAUACAACAAUUAUAAACUUUCACUUUAAAAUUUUUUAUUGUGGUUUCCACACUUUGAUUGAACGGUCCUGACUACCAGUCACAAUGAAACUUCGAUCGAAUGAUAUGUCUACAGUCUUUACAAAACCU
Molecule: messenger RNA, 1212 nt
Organism: Brassicogethes aeneus
Lineage: Eukaryota; Metazoa; Arthropoda; Insecta; Coleoptera; Nitidulidae
Source: the annotation of a GenBank genome assembly